Trichoplax adhaerens is the source of this 750-nucleotide messenger RNA. RefSeq lists its product as uncharacterized. Gene Ontology annotation, cellular component: mitochondrial large ribosomal subunit; ribosome. Gene Ontology annotation, molecular function: structural constituent of ribosome. Lineage: Eukaryota; Metazoa; Placozoa; Uniplacotomia; Trichoplacea; Trichoplacidae. The record is from RefSeq and is a predicted model, not a curated record. The transcript is spliced from 7 exons. The annotation marks the transcript as partial. Gene Ontology annotation, biological process: translation.
AAGCAAUCGUCAUGGCCAACUUGGCAACCUGGCUCACGUCGAACAGGAUUAAUUGGUGUCAAAUUAGGGAUGAUGCCUAUGUGGAUGAAAGAUGGAACUAGAGUACCUGUAACUUUAAUUAAAAUUCAGCAAUGCCAUGUAUUGCAUAAUAAAACCAAAGCAAAGGAUGGAUAUUGUGCAGUCCAAGUUGGUGCUGUGGAUCGACUAAAACUCUUAUACGUCAGAAGAGCUCAACUAGGCCAUUUCGCAAGAGCUGGUGUUAAUCCGAAAAGGAAAGUAUGGGAGUUUAAAGUAUCUGACGACGCUCUUAUUUUAAGGGGAACCCUUCUACAUGCCAUGCAUUUCGUUCCCGGACAAUAUGUUGAUGUCAAAGCGAAAACGAUUGGUAAAGGUUUUCAAGGUGUCAUGAAAAAACAUGGAAUGAAGGGACAGCCUGCGACCCAUGGUGUAUCAUUAACCCACAGAAAAAUGGGUGCUACCGGCGGUGGUCAGGAACCCGGACGCAUUUGGCCUGGUAAGAAAAUGGCUGGAAGAAUGGGAAAUAAAUAUCAUACAACUAAGAAUUUAAGAAUACUGCGUAUCAACACAAAAUACGAUAUAUUAUAUGUUAAAGGUGCCGUACCUGGCCAUGAAAAUCAGUUCAUUCGCAUAACUGAUGCCAUUUUUAAGCCUCCUAAGGAACCUCCUCCAUAUCCGACCUACUUUCACCAAUCUGGUGAUGAAAUCCCCGAAGAAAUUUUUGCUGAGGAC